ACAUGAGUUAUUAAGCUAACUGUCAGGGAUGGAGAGCGCCUCUUCUUCGUUGGUGGCUCAGGACUCUUUCCUUCAGAGGACGUUGGGGCGAUUAUCUUCCACUCAGAGCCUGAAACUCUCCGCUGAGGAAGCGGAUCCCGUUGCUAUCGUGGCCCUUCGGCGGUACCUGUCCGAACCCACCGACGGUCAGAACCAGGAGCAGCAGUUGGACAGCUACGAUGUGACGAUCACUGACGGAGUCUGGAGAGCCAAAUGCUUCCUCCAUCCCAGUCUGAACCAGUUGGUGCACAGAAACGCCCUGAGGACUGGGAGUGACGUCAACAUCAGGCAGUGCUCCUUUGUUUACAAUGAGAGGAGAUUGGGUCAUGGUUUUAUUUGUGUGGAGAAGGUGGAAUGCAUCGCAGAACCGUCCGCGGUUCUGCCCCGCAUCUCAGACGUCAGCUCGCUCCCCCUGCUGGUCAAACAGGGUAUGGAGCGGAGCGCGGACCUGCAGGGGGACACGCCCCUCCAGGUGAGCCGGAAACACUACCUGCCCCUCUGGAACAACGACGACCCGGAGGGGGACAUGUGGAGCCCGGCUCAGGCUGCGGCAGAACCGGUGCUGGACGUGUCCAAGGUGGCUCUUCUUAGCACUCUGGAGUCGUCCUUCAGAGGCUCUUGGAAACCUCUUCCUAUCCUGGUGAAGAUAAUCCACAAAUCCAGGCUGAGGUAUUAUGGGAAGUUUGGGCAGAGGAUUGAUUACCCCUACCAGGCUUACUUCGAAGUGGCCGAUCAGAGCGGCUGCAUGUCUCUGGUGCUGUGGAACGAGCUCUGUCUGGAGUUCUACCAGAGGAUGACGGUGGGCUCCGUGCUCUACCUGCAGAACUACAGCCUGAAGCAGAGCUAUUCCAACAGGUCCCGCCCCCAGAUGGACCACCACAGGCUGAGAAACUUCUCCUCUGUGGAAAUCUGUCUGAACCCUCGUAACCCCGCGGCCGUCAUCACCGUGGUCUCCCAGAAGGCCGUCCCACCGCAGUGGGGGCUGCCGGAGGCGGCCUACAGGUUCACCAGCAGGUCAGAACUGGACAGGCUCCCUGCUGGUGCCGCUUGUGAUGUCAUCGGUUUGGUCACGUUCGUCGGUCGCGUUGAAAGAGUCAGAAGUAAAGGAAACAAAGGUCCAGAACGGUUCUGGACGUACCGCUGGGUCCACGCUGUGGACGGAACAUCCAAUCAGCCUUUCAUCCUGGAGCUCUUUUCCUCAUCCCAACCUGAAAUCUUCAACCAGAUCUGUCCAAUGACCUACCUGGUGUGCACCCAGGUGAGGCUCUGUCAGGUGGAGGACUCCCCGCCGUACCUCACCAGCAGCUGUGAGACGGAGAUCUUCAUCACAGGGCACCACAAAGGACGGCCGUAUGUGAGCGACCCCAGAGUGAAGAGCUUCAUUCAGUGGACCAAAACCCUGAAGGACAACAUGAUCCUCCAGAAAAGCGCCGUCGGGGGCCACUACUGCUACCCGCCCCCCCCUCAGAGAUUCGUCCAAUCAGCAGCGGACUCUCCAGGACAAAUUCCUUUGAUUGCUGCGUCUGACCUGAAGAGGGAGCUAGAGAGCCUGCAGUACAGGGAGCAUAAGACGGUGGCCCUUCAGGGCCAGAUCGCAGCAGUGCGCCACCUAGAGACGACCUGCCGGGCCCCACCGGUUCCUGAUGACGACCCGCCAGCGUCCCCCUCCACCGACCGGCGGCGAGCCGACCCAAAGAAAAGGAGGAUUCACAGUUCGACUGAAAGGCCGGAGCACCAAACCCCACCAGGAGAGAGGGAGGAGGAGGAGGCUCGGGUGUCCCCCCCGCUAGAACCAGCCCCCCUCUCCUGGGAGAGCAGCAGGUGGUCGGAGCAGCGAAGGCGACUUUCUGAGCAUCUGAGUGAAGGCGGCGCCCACCAGAGCAGCGCCUCCCGCAGGUUCUCCUCCGACCAGAAGAACGGCCUCCUGCAGUGGUGCAACCUGCAGCCGAGCCGCUGGAGCCCAGAGGCCGCCGCCCCCCUGCCCCCCCAGCCCUGCCCGGGUCACCUCCAGCUCACCAUACUGGGGAUCAACCAGCAGAUCGCCAUAGACGCAGCGUUCCUCCCUGUGGUCUGCUCCGACGACCCGCGGGCCGUCGGCCGCUGCCAGGAUCCCCAUGACAACUCCAUGCUGUCCUGCCUGUCGACGGGUCUCCUCUGCCCCCUCGGCGGCGCCACCAGAGGCCGAGGAUUAACACUCCGUGAGUCAGAGGAGAUUCUGGCCACGGCCCAGGAGCUGGAGGACAAACAUGUGGUGUGCGUUCUGGACCUGUGCCGGCUGGACACCGAUGAAGUGGAGGUCCUGGUCAACAAGGUGUACAGGGUGACGGACGCCACGGCGGACUAGGAUGCGAUCCGACAGCUGAGGUGAAGCUCAGGAUGAUGGAAAACAGAAAAGUUCACCUAGAAGUGACCUAACUCACAAACGUGGAAAAAUAAACCCAAACGGUCGAGAACAGGAGGAGCAGCCAUCAUCAUCAUCAACUAAAAAACUCAUAUUUACACCCUUCAUCAGGAUCAUGACGAACCCAACGAUUCUGGUUCUGUCCGGCCGGGACCAACGGCCCGGUUUAACCUCAAUCGACAGAAAGGCAAACAAAACCAAACUCUGAUCUGUGGAUGAACCGUUUUCCCCAGAAGCAGAUGUUCUAAAACAUUUAGCUACGAUGUUUACAGGAGGUUCCUACCAUCAUCAGAGCAUCAAAGGUUGAAAAUUGUUGGAUUAUGGCUUACAGCAGAUUAAAAAGAAAAACUAUUUGGCUUCAUAAUCAUGAGAUUUAUUAUUAAUAAAGUUGUUUUUAAUGUGUGUGUGGAGGCUUUAGAUUCCGUCUAUCAUCCCAAAGGCUGCUUGUUUCCGUCAAAUUUUUUCCUUCCACUUAACUUUCCAACAAUAUGCCUUGG
Molecule: messenger RNA, 2937 nt
Organism: Cyprinodon variegatus (sheepshead minnow)
Lineage: Eukaryota; Metazoa; Chordata; Actinopteri; Cyprinodontiformes; Cyprinodontidae
Gene: radx
Product: chromosome unknown open reading frame, human CXorf57
Exons: 16
Coding region: 29-2383 (784 amino acids)
Biological process (GO): regulation of DNA repair
Cellular component (GO): replication fork
Molecular function (GO): single-stranded DNA binding
Source: RefSeq, a predicted model, not a curated record